CUCAGCGUCCACCACAACGGUCACACGGUGCAUCUAUUGUUCAACGUUCAACAUUCGGCCUUUACCGAGUGGUCGCAAUAUAUAAUCCCCCGUGCAUCUUGAGCAUCGACACCCAACUCAUACGUUAACCUCAUCUGAUUGAAUCCGAAUCCGAAUUGAAGAUGUCUCAAGACGAUACAGUCAAUCAAGUUUUACCUCUCGUCCCCUCCAAUGCCUUUUCGUCGAUAAUCCUGUCCGGAGUUGCUGAGCAUGCUUCGAAGGCUAUCGAUGUUACAUUGCAACGCGGUACUCCCCGGCCCAACAAGCCUUUUGUGUUGAAAGAACGCGGACGUCCUCCACUGCCUCCUUCGCCACCCCCCUCCCAACUCCCACCCCCGGGCAACUUCACACUUCACCUUGACAUCGGUCCAAAAAUCGGUCGUGGUAGGGUUGGUCGCGUCUACGAAGCCUCCGUUGUCGUUUCCGGCUCAAGUCCUGAGCUCGCGGAAAUGAAGCUUCCAGAUUUGGUCGUGAAAAUAUCGCGUCGACAAGAUAGCAAGAAACUGACGCGUGAAGCCUAUUACUAUCAGGAAAUGGAGUGUCUCCAAGGCGUAGCAGUCGCGCGAUACUAUGGUCUUUACGAGACUAUUGUUCCCGCUGAUCGGGACUUUCUGCCCUGGAGAAGUGAUCCAUUAGAUCCUUCGAAACGUCAGUACACGUACGACAGUGACAUUUCAGAUUCUGAAUGUCAGGAUGAAUGGGAAGACGAUCAAGUAUACACCGAGGAUGAGCUUGACUCUCAGUCUAGUGACGAUGAAGAACGCAAAGUGACAGCAGCAGCAACAGCAACAGACCAAGCCUCCGAUGAGGGUGAAGUGGUGAACUUCGCGAACGAUGAGUAUUCUGAUAGUGACGAGGAGGAGCAACUUCUCCCUGUCGACACGCCGGUUACCAUUAUUAUACUCGAGCGACUAGGUGAACGCGUGCCUCUGGGCUGUUCGCUUCCUAAAGGUUUCAGGAAAGAGAUUUUCGGGCUGUAUCAUGAUAUAGCUGAGCUUGGGAUCGACCAUGUCGACAUAAGAUGGCAAAACAUUCUCAGUGUGGGGAAUUCUCCUUCUGCACUCCCGAGCUUACCGUCGCCCUUCACCGGUCGAACGUUCAAGUGGCGACUGGUAGACUUCGAUAGGUCUUACAAGACUAACCGAACUCCGGCAUUUUCCUAUGGCUACCACAUCGGAAUACUAUCCGCUCUACUGGAUGGCAUCCCGUAUGGAGAUGCAAUGGAGCCAUGGGAGUAACUUCCACCCGAAUCGUCUCUUUGUUGUCACGCAUGCAAUGUAAUCCUGUCUUUCUGAACGCUCUGAAUUCCCGUAUUUUGUACCUUAUAGCUAAUGUAAUUCACAAAUCUAGAAGUUAACGAUGCUCGUUGUUUAGUCACUGCAGAACGAAGGCACGGAAAACCCAGAAAGAUCAGAUAAAAGUAAAGAUUCCGUCCAGAC
Somion occarium is the source of this 1478-nucleotide messenger RNA. Lineage: Eukaryota; Fungi; Basidiomycota; Agaricomycetes; Polyporales; Cerrenaceae. The record is from the annotation of a GenBank genome assembly.